Molecule: messenger RNA, 2186 nt
Organism: Anarrhichthys ocellatus (wolf-eel)
Lineage: Eukaryota; Metazoa; Chordata; Actinopteri; Perciformes; Anarhichadidae
Product: AP-2 complex subunit mu-B-like
Exons: 11
Coding region: 588-1898 (436 amino acids)
Biological process (GO): intracellular protein transport; vesicle-mediated transport
Cellular component (GO): clathrin adaptor complex
Source: RefSeq, a predicted model, not a curated record
UUCAUGUUUAGUUAGUUCUCUCCUCAAGACGACAAGCAAACAACUUUUAACAUACUUGUUUUCUGAAUGUAGCUCGGAUCGAUUGGUGCUAUGCAAAGCUAACAUUGUAGCAGCUCCAUCGACACUCAGAAUGACAUCAUCUCGGCGUAAAUACGUCAGCGUCUCUUUCAUUGUUUGUACCGUAUGGUUUACACACACACAUUUAUACACAGUUUGGUCUCUGUUGAUCUGAGGUGUUGUAGAGUUCUGGUGAACACAGACGGAUACAGUGUUUGUUUCCUGAUUGAACAACGACAGGACGUCACUGAUGACAGGAGAAGCAUCUCAACGCUGAUAGGCUAUCGCGCCGCAGCGGCACGCCAUCUUUUUCGGCGGAGUUGAAAAAUUUCACACGCGUUUGAGGCGUUUUGCCGAUUGAUGCAUCAAUCGCGCCAUCGCAAAUUCGCGUCACUCCAGUCUCAUCGCGUCUGUGCAUAGACUUUGUAUGUAAUCUACUCGUUUGGUGUGAAUGCACCUUAACAAUCCUCCUCUUCCUCUGCAGCGACUCUUCAUUAUGAUCAGCUCUGACUGACUGACAGGUGUCAGCUAUGAUCGGAGGACUCUUCAUCUACAACCACAAGGGGGAGGUGUUGAUCGCCAGGGUGUACCGCGAUGACAUCGGGAGAAACGCCGUGGACGCGUUCCGAGUUAACGUCAUCCACGCCCGGCAGCAGGUCCGCUCUCCGGUCACCAACAUCGCCCGGACCAGCUUCUUCCAUGUCGAGCGCUCCAACAUCUGGCUGGCGGCCGUCACCAAGCAGAACGUCAACGCCACCAUGGUGUUCGAGUUCCUCUACAAGAUGUGCGACGUCAUGUCCGCCUACUUUGGCAAGAUCAGCGAGGAGAACGUCAAGAACAACUUUGUCCUCAUCUACGAGCUGCUCGACGAGAUUCUGGACUUUGGUUACCCUCAAAACUCAGAGACUGGAGCUCUGAAAACCUUCAUCACUCAGCAAGGAAUCAAGAGUCAGCACCACUCCAAAGAGGAGCAGUCUCAGAUCACCAGUCAGGUCACUGGUCAGAUCGGCUGGAGACGAGAAGGAAUCAAAUACAGACACAACGAGCUCUUUCUGGACGUGAUGGAGAGCGUCAACCUGCUCAUGUCCCCUCAAGGUCAGGUGCUCAGCGCUCAUGUCUCCGGCCGCGUGGUGAUGAAGAGUUACCUGAGCGGGAUGCCAGAGUGUAAGUUCGGCAUGAACGACAAGAUUGUGAUCAACAAGCAAGGAAAAGGAGCAAGUUCAGAGGAUGGAGCAAAGAGUGGUAAACAAUCGAUAGCCAUCGAUGACUGCACCUUCCAUCAGUGUGUUCGUCUCAGCAAGUUUGACUCUGAACGCAGCAUCAGCUUCAUCCCUCCAGACGGAGACUAUGAGCUCAUGAGGUAUCGGACCACCAAAGACAUCAUCCUGCCCUUCAGGGUCAUCCCUCUGGUCCGAGAGGUCGGUCGAACCAAACUGGAGGUCAAAGUCGUCAUCAAGUCCAACUUCAAGUCGUCUCUGCUCGCUCAGAAGAUCGAGGUGAGGAUCCCCACCCCCCUCAACACCAGUGGGGUUCAGCUCAUCUGUAUGAAGGGAAAAGCAAAGUACAAAGCUAGUGAGAAUGCCAUCGUGUGGAAGGUGAAGAGGAUGGCCGGUAUGAAGGAGUCUCAGAUCAGUGCAGAGAUCGAGUUGCUUCCAACCAAGGAUAAGAAGAAGUGGGCUCGACCUCCAAUCUCCAUGAACUUUGAGGUGCCCUUCGCCCCCUCCGGUCUGAAGGUGAGGUACCUGAAGGUGUUCGAGCCCAAACUGAACUACAGCGAUCAUGACGUCAUCAAAUGGGUUCGUUACAUCGGACGAAGUGGAAUCUAUGAGACCCGCUGCUGAGGAAGAACACGACAUCAUCAUCAUCAUCGCUGUGUGUGUCUCCCAGUGAAACCAGUCCUCAGUAGUUCAUAUUCUGACUUUAAGUUCACAAACACUGGGUCCUACACUUCCCACAAUGCACCUGGAUAGAGUCUGUGACUAGAGGCUGACCUACAUGAGAUAGGUGGUCUGUCCCUUUAAGAGACUGUCCAAACCAGUCUGAUCACGGAACCGUUUACCCAGCAUGCUUUGCUGUCAGUGUUCAUUGAAUUAAAUAAAUUCAUGUCUGUUUUUAUUUUUAGUGUUUUU